GUUUUGGAAAAAUAAAAAAUGGGCAAUUCAAACGGCUGCACCGUGGACGACCUGCAGGCUGUGGAGAUGCACCUGUGGUACAAGAAGUUCAUGACUGAGUGCCCCUCAGGGCAGCUCACCCUGCACGAGUUCAAGCAGUUCUUCGGGCUGAGAGGUUUGGACCCAGAGGCCAAUGCCUACAUCGAGCAGAUGUUUCGCACGUUUGACAUGAACAAGGACGGCUACAUAGACUUCAUGGAGUACGUGGCCGCUCUGAGUCUGGUGAUGCGGGGAAAGAUGGAGCACAAGCUGCGCUGGUAUUUCAAACUCUAUGAUGUGGAUGGGAACGGCUGCAUUGACCGCCACGAGCUUCUGAACAUCAUCAAGGCCAUCCGUGCAAUCAAUGGAAAUGAAAAUCAGGAAACAUCUGCGGAGGAGUUCACUAACCGAGUGUUUGACAGGAUUGAUAUAAAUGGAGAUGGGGAGCUUUCCCUGGAGGAGUUUGUGGCGGGUGCUCGCAGCGAUGAAGACUUCAUGGAGGUGAUGAUGAAGAGUCUGGAUCUCGCCCACAUCGUGGCCAUGAUCCACAACCGGAGGCGAAGCGUUUAGGAUCCGUCCCUUCUGAUUACCUCAUCCUCAUUCACGAUUUGACCUGAGUGUCUCAGUCAGUCGGGUUAUUUUAUAGCCUGAGAUUUCUAUUAAGAUUGAAUCCACUUUAAUAUGAUUCCAGUGUGUCUUGGAGACUGACACAUAUCUUAUGUUUGAUCUCUAAAGGAGUGACACAUACGCACUUUAAAUGGGAUGACUCAGUCAGCCUUUGCAGACUGCUCAUUGUCCUUGUUUAAUGAUGGCGAUCGCUCCCAAGGCCACCUCGGCAUGAGGGAUGAUCUCUCAGACGGUCCACUUACCCUCAGACACCCUGAGGCAUAAAGGAGGGAGAUAGUGGAGUAGCAGAGUGGCAAUUACAUACACUCGACUAGGCUUUCCAAAUCUUUUUUUUUUUUAAAUAUUUCUGAGUUCCUCUGCACCAAAUUACUCAAAUCUCUAUUUACCCGCUCUUGCCUGGGGGGUUUACAGGAGGGAGCUAUGACACUGCAGUGUGCUCAACAUCCAUGCUAAUUUGAUUAAGUCGGUGGCUGUAAAACAGGAGCAGGUGGGAGAUGUGGCAGUGAAAAAACAGUUAUCAAAUGUUUACCUUUUAUAUACAUUUGUUACUUUAUUUUUUAAUCUUUUGAAAACAAAAGUUUAAGUUGGAGCGAAACGCAGGCUUGUGGUUUUGCAGCUUUUCUGUGUGUGUGUGGGAGUUUC
Messenger RNA from Oreochromis aureus, 1287 nucleotides. RefSeq names its product guanylate cyclase activator 1A (gene guca1aa). The record is from RefSeq and is a predicted model, not a curated record. Gene Ontology annotation, molecular function: calcium sensitive guanylate cyclase activator activity; calcium ion binding. The transcript has 4 exons. Bases 19 to 588 code for a protein of 189 amino acids. NCBI's taxonomy places the organism in Eukaryota, Metazoa, Chordata, Actinopteri, Cichliformes, Cichlidae.